UCCUAGCUAUUACAAAGGUAAUAUGUUUACUCUACCAGAACACUCUUGGUUGCUGUACAAAACAAUGGUACACCGAGUCUCUCCAGUCGGAAGAAUCAGGCUGAGACUGAAGACUAGCAGAGCCGCGGAGGAAGGCUUCUGUCACUGUCCUGGUGGUGGCGGUCCUAGCGGUGGCAGAGGAAUGGCAGAGGAGUUGGGCGGAGGGAGUGCUGCAACGCCGGCGACUGGGGUCUGGGAGGCGAGGAGGACGCGAGUCGAGGCGGACUGGGGGGGGAGGGUGCUGCAACGCCGGCGACACGGCGUGGUCAAAGAAGCGGAGUCGCGAGUCGCGACGAGAAGAUUUGGAGAAGGAGAGGCGGCGGGCGAACUGCGAAGCGAGAAGCAGGUGGGUCUGGAGGCUUGGCGAGGGCGGUAAAACGCCGGGUUCCGGUUUCGGUAAUACCGACUUACCGUCGGUAUUUACCGAGACUGGGGGCGGUAAAUUGGAUCUCCCAACUGGCCCUCGAUUACCGUUACCGUCGGUAAUCGGUUUACCGUUUACCGCCGGUUACCGGUUUGGUAAAACGGUAAACCGAUUACCGAGUUACCGAAUCCCACCCCUAAGUUUAAGUUCAAUAAUUUAUCAUGAGACGCGGGUCAGAGUGGGUCGGUGAAUAGGCGCAUGUAAUUUAUAAAGGAUAAACAUUAGAAAUACUCAUUUUUAUUAUAAAAAUCAAGAAAAACUAUAAUAUGAUAACUGUAGUUAACUUAUUCGAGAAAUUGAGGUGCUAAAAGUAAAAUUCUAAGUAAUUAGAGCAAAAAUGUAUGUAAUUUAUGCAAAAACAUAUCUAAAAUGGAGCAGGUCAGGUCAAGGACAGGGAUUAUAACGUUUACAAAUAAACCAUAUACACAUUAUAAACUAGAUUGAUAAGUAUCAAAAUAUAAACAAACACGAUAAUCAUUACGGAUCAUACAGAUGAACAUUACAAACCAGACAAACAAAUAUUACGAUUUACAACAUAUGCAAUUAGUCAUACGAACAUUAGAAACUAAAUAGAUUAACAUUACAAAAUGAAUUGAUUAACAUUACAAAUCGAAACAAAAACAUUACAAACUGGAAUAACAAACAUAACAAAAACAUAUUUACAAACCAAUUAUACAAAAAUUACAAAUUCAACCACCAAACAUAACAAAAUCAUACUAAAUCAUGGGCUCAAGAUAGUGUGCAUAACCCAACACCCAUUAAUAACCAAAUCUGGACCCUUCAUUUAGGAAAUCUAGAUCUAAAGAUGGAGAAUUAACGAUCAUUUUUAUUUUCCCUAGCUUUCUUAAUCGGCUCAUAUAUUUUUCGUUUGAACUCGAAUUUUAGCCUUUUAGGUUUAAUUUCUUCCGUUAGGUUUUUCCACUUAAAAGCUUUAUUAUAUUUCUUUCCCCUCCGAUUUACUCCAAGCCGCAGCAACUCCCUCUCAACGAAAAGAAUCAUCCUCUCACUGUUGGGUUUAUUUUGAACAAUGUCAUCGACAACAGGUUCUUCCUUUCCUUCUAAUUAUGUUUGCGCUAGCUUUUAUCUAGUUGAUCUUCGUAAAGUUACUGUUGUUGAGGAAUUAUUUAAGCUAUUUGUUCUUAUAAAUCCACUGUAUGCUUUCAAUUUUGAUAUGAAUGCAGUGGAAUUAUGUUAAUUGAGUACUAUUUUUCAUGUAUUCAUGGGUUACUUUGAUAAUGGUGAUCAUUCAAUUGUUGAAAAUAUAAGUACCAUUUUGUAAAUAUGCCUUAGUUAGGGUUAAUGAGAUCUCUAUAUAUAUGUAAGUGUAACCGUGUAACCCAAUUAACGAAGCUAAUAGCAUUGACUUGGAGGGUUUCGGCUCUACCGUGGACUAGUCCUGUUGAUCAGGGAAACCACGUUAAACUCUGCGUCUUCGUUCUUUCGUUAGAUUUGACAUGGUAUUAGAGUAGGUUUGAUCAUCGACCUUAUGACGUUGGGUAGAUUUGGCGCGGGAUUUGUUUGAGUUUCUGGCGGCUGGUUUUGUUUUGGUGUGCGGCUGGUUUUGGUUUUGGCGUUUGCAAGGGCUGUUGUAGGUUUAUUAAGUGUUGGUCUACGCACAGAAGCUAUUUAAACAGCUUGAUUGGUCGACGCACAGCAACUACCUCUUUGGCGCUUAGUUCUUCUCGCGCGCUUGAUCUCUACUCACCUGGCUUGUUAUUGCGAGCAUGGAAUCCGGUAAGAUGGACUCGGUCUCAAUUAAGUUUGAUGGAACGAAUUUCCCAUUGUGGGAAUUUCAGUUCCGUAGUUUGUAGCUGGUAAGAGCUUGCUGCCGGUUUUGCUUGGCGAGAUGAAGAAGCCCGGUGACACUGCAACCGAGCAGCAGCAGCGAGAAUGGGCAGCUUCCAAUGCCCAGAUCAUCACCUGGCUACUAGGGUCUGUGGAUAUUCCGACAGCAUUGAGUCUUCGACGGUUUACUACUGCUCAUGAGAUGUGGAAACACAUCUGUACCACGUACUCACAAGCGGAUCCUUCCCGUCUCUAUGAGCUGGAAUUGACGAUUGGUUCCCUUUCUCAAGGAGAUCGGAACGUCAGGAGCUACUAUAAGCAUCGUUUGCAUCUGUGGACGGAGUACGAUCUCGUUACUGCGUCUUUGCUAACUGGGGAUGCCUCAGUUGAAGUUCAGAAGGAGUGCACAAGGACACGCGUUAUGCAAUUUAUUAUGAAACUCAGGCCUGAGUUUGAGUCCAUCCGUGCAUCAUUGAUUCAUCGCGGUACCACUGAUCUUGACACUGUGAUUGCAGAGUUGCUAUGAGAAGAAACACGGCUGAAGAGUCAAUCACAGAUUGAUGGUCAAUCUCAGGAGUCCGCUUUUGCUGUAGGACGCUCGGGAAGCUUUUCUCGGCCCCAGUUUGGGAAUCCAACAACUGGAGAGGUAAUUUGUCACUUUUGUCAAGAGUCAUGUUCAGAUCCAUCGCAAGAAGCGCAAUUAUUGUAAUUACUGCAAGAAGACAGGGCAUAUUGUGGUGGACUUCCCUACAUUAAACAAGCGUGGAAAGAACCGCUACACUAAUGGUUCAGCUGCUGGUUUCGCGCUGUCUGCUGGGUCCUCCUCUGGUCGACGCCAGGGAUCAGCUUAUGCAGUCACUCUCAACAACUCUAGGUCGUCGUCUACUUCCUCCAACAGCUCCAGCUCGGUUACUUUCACUCCUGACAUGGUUCGAAAACUUGUUCUGGAGGCUUUGCAGGAAGCCCUACCUCAAGCUCUCACAUCUGCCUUCGCUACUGGGGCAGUUACGGGUAAGUCGCCACUUUGGUUGCUCGAUUCAGGCGCGUUUAAUCAUAUGACUCAUGCACGGUCUACUUUCGAUAAGUUACAACCUGUUUCUCAGUUGAAUCUUCGUGUUGCAAACGGUGCACAAGUUCCUGUUCUUGGUCGUGGAACUUCCUCCACGCCCACUAUUACUCUUCCUGAUACAUUAUAUGUUCCUAGCUUACUCCCUAAUCUUGUCUCGGUCGGGAAACUAACUGAAAAUGGCUGUGAUGUUACCUUUAAUUCUGCUGGUUGCAAGGUACAGGACAAGAGGACGGGGAUGGUGAUGGUGAUCGGGAAGGGAAGUAAAUAAGGAAGAAUCUUUGUUCUUGAUGAGUUGCAGCAGCCGCCUGGAAGAGCUCACGUCACUCAAGGGGCUCACUGUGCUGCGGAUGCUGGAACCGGCACUAGCAAGGGCAAAGAUUUAACGAGUCAGUUGUGUUUGUCAUGGUCAAACAAUUCUGUGAAUUCUGUUGGGUUGGAUUUUUCUAAACAUGCGUCAGUUUGGAAAUUAUGGCAUUGUCGGCUAGGCCAUCCGAAUUCUGCAAGGUUAUUAACAAUGUUUCGUCACAAUUUGAUACCUGGAAAGUUUGAUUCUUCUUUUGGUUCUCGGUCUGAUUGUGUGAGUUGUAUUGAGACUAAGACAUCUCAACAAUCUUUUUCGGCUAGUGAUACUGAAUAUGAUGCGCCGUUUGAUCUUGUGCACAAAGACCUUUGGGAUCCUUCUCCUGUCACUUCUCGUAUGGGGUACAAGUAUUUUGAUUUGUUCAUUGAUCAUAAGACACGCUAUUCUUGGGUUUUCUUUCUACGUCUUAAGUCUGAGCUGCCUGGUUUAGCAAAGGAAUUUGUGCAGCAGAUUAAGACACAGUUUGGUAAAACGAUCAAGGUUAUCCGGUUCGAUGAAGGUGGUGAGUUUACUAAACAUGAGUGCUUGAUUUCUAUAAGUCUGAGGGCAUUAUUUCUCAACUUUCUUGUCCAGGUGUGUCACAGCAGAAUGGUCUGGUUGAAAGAAAACAUAGACACGUACUGGAAUUGACCCGUGCCUUGCUGUUUCAUUCUCAUAUGCUGAGUGGAUAUUGGGUAGAAGCUGUACACACGGUUGUUUACUUGAUAAACCGUCAAAUCACGUCAGUCUUGGGUCAACUUUCUCCAUAUCAGGUCUUGUUCUCAAAGCAGUCGGAUUACUCUUUCUUGCGGGUGUUUGGGUGCACAUGCUUUGAUCUAUUACCACGAAAAGAGCGCCAUAAACUUGCUCCUAAUACCACCAGAUGUGUGUUUGUUGGUUAUAGUGAUAACCACAAAGGUUAUCGUUGUUAUGAACCGAUUGGCAAAAGAAUGCGUACAUCAUAUCAUGUUAUGUUCUUAGAGCAGGUAAUGUACUACCCCCUAGCUCCUACUCGAGUGGAGACUCCUCCUACUUCGUUGGAUUUUUUGACACCCGUGCCCAAUUUUGAUGCACCUACUGUCACGACAUUGGAGCCUCGGGGAGGGAAUGAAAAUCAAUUCAUGGGCAGCCCUUCUUUGUCGACAUCCAGCAGUAGCUCUUAUUCAAGUUCGGACAGCAACUCGCCUUUGGAUCACGUGCAUUCUUCCUCCCAUUCGACUUCGGCCAGCAGUUCGCAUUUGGGGUCGUCCUCACAUGGAUCUGGGAGUUCAACCAAUUCAGGUACCAUCACCCAUAGUUUGCCAACAGGGCACGGUGAAGCAACACCUUCUCCUUCUGCCUUGCGAAGAUCGAAUCGCUCCAACUUCGGCCAACCCCCGGUACGACGAUUGGAUUAUACAGGCUUCGCUACGGAUCCUGUGUUCAUUCCCGCUACGUAUGAACAGGCAGUGGGAAUUCCACAUUGGGACCUCGCUAUGCAGGAGGAAACAAAUGCACUGGAAGCAAAUGGAACUUGGAAAUUGGUUUUACGGAGACUAGAGAUGUCUGUUAUUGGGAACCGAUGGGUCUAUACAAUAAAGAUGUAUCUUGAUGGAACAAUUGAGAGAUACAGGGCUCGAUUAGUAGCCAAGGGAUUCCUUCAGGAACAUGGCAUUGAUUAUGAAGAGACAUUUUCACCGGUUGUAAAAAUGCAGACAAUUCGUUGUGUAUUCGCAGUGGCAACCAUGCGUGGAUGGCAACUUUUGCAGUUUGAUGUGAAUAACGCCUUUCUCCAUGGUGAUCUUAAAGAAGUUAUCUAUAUGGAACGACCACCAGGAUAUACAAAAGGAUCGUCUAAUAUGGUUUGUCAACUGGUUCGAUCACUUUAUGGACUCAAACAAGCUCCAAGAGCUUGGUUUGAGAAGUUUCACGGUACAAUUGUGCAGUUGGGUUUAGAACAAAGCAAGAAUGAUCCAUCUCUCUUUGUUCGGAAUACAGUAGAUGGAGUUGUGGUUCUGCUUAUUUAUGUGGACGAUAUGAUCGUCACAGGAAGUGAUAUGGCUGGGAUCCAGGAGCUAAAAGCCUCUUUACACAAUGCUUUUACACUGAAAGAUCUAGGUGAGGUAUCAUAUUUUUUGGGUCUUGAAGUUUGCAGGUCACCCAUGGCAUCUUUGUUUCCCAGAAGAAAUAUAUUUCCGAACUGUUGGAGACAACAAAGUAUGAAGACUGUAAGUCAUGUGCAACAUGGAGCAAAAUUUGAAGCUGCGAAGGGACAUUGGCGAUACCAUAGAGGAUCAGUCUUUAUAUCGCAGCUUGGUUGGCAGCCUAAUUCUUCUCACACAUACCAGACCUGACAUUGCCUAUGCAGUGCAGGUUGUGAGCUAGUAUUUGGGUAUAGCACGAGGUCAACACUUAGAUGCGGUGUAUCGGAUCCUGAGAUAUCUUAAGCACACUCAGGAUGUCGGUCUUUACUUUCCCACUGGAGGUGACCUAAAAAUCGAGGCCUUUGCAGAUGCAGACUAUGUCGGGUGUCAAGAUACUCGACGAUCUACUUCUGGCUGGUGUGUACGAAUUGGUCAGUCGUUUGUCUCAUGAAGGUGUAAGAAACAAGAUCGAGUCUCCAAGUCGUCUACAGAGGAGGAGUAUAGAUCUAUGUCCGAAGUUAGCUCUGAGUUAAUUUGGUUACACAGACUUGUGGAGGAAUUGGGUGUUCAGUGUGAGCGUUCGAUGGUACUAUAUGGUGACAACAUAAGUGCACUCUAGAUAGCACUGAAUCCAGUCUUGCAUGAUAGGACGAAGCAUAUAGAGGUUCAUGUUCACUACAUUAGAUAGCUGGUGGCAGAAGGACGAAUCAAGUUGCAUCAUCUAGCCACGGAAGAUCAAAUAGCUGACAUCCUUACUAAGGCAUUGGGAUCUAGCAGACACAUGUACUUAGCAGGCAAAUUGAUGUUGCGUACCCAACAUCAAUUUGAGGGAGGGUGUUGAAAAUAUAAGUACCAUUUUGUAAAUAUGCCUUAGUUAGGGUUAAUGAGAUCUCUAUAUAUAUGUAAGUGUAACCGAGUAACCAAAUUAACGAAGCUAAUAGCAUUGACUUGGAGGGUUUCGGCUCUCCCGUGGACUAGUCUUGUUGAUCAGGGAAACCACGUUAAACUAUGUGUCUUCGUUCUUUUGUUAGAUUUGACAUCAAUAUUUAGUGUUGCCGUUAGCUCUUAUAGCCUUAUAAAUUUGAUGUUAUGUUCUAUCUUCUAGGUACGGUUCAUACGAGUCUCAGAACAUGAGGUGCAAAUAAUAUGACUCAAAGAGGCGAAGUGCCAUGUAUAGGCAUGAAGUUCGAUGGCGAUGAUAGUGCUUAUGAAUUUUAUAAAGCAUAUGCCCACAAUAUUGGUUUCAGUGUAAAGAAGCGUUACGUCAAGCGAACGCGAGCUGGUCACGUGGAAAGAAGAACAUUUUGUUGUUCUAAAGAAGGCAAAAAGGGUUUCGAUAAAAGGCGUGAGAAUGUGGCUUUUGAGCGACCAGUUAAAAGAAUCGAUUGUUUAGCACAAAUGACUUGUCAAUUGAAAAAGGAUGGCUUGCUGGAGAUUGUUUCAUUUGAAGCAAAUCAUAAUCAUGACCUUGCUCCCACUCCAAUGAAGCAUGCUGAGGUCCAACAGAAAGAUAAGUUAUGCUCAAAAAGCUAUUGCAAAUGAUGCUGAGAGAGCUGGGUUGCCAAUUAAGGCAACUAUCGAUUUACUAGCAAUACAGAAUAGAGGUCGUGAAAAUAAUGGAUUUUUGGAUUCAGACUACAAAAACUAUAUUGCUGCACAAAGACGAGCUACAAUGAUUAAAGGAGAUGGUCAAGCAAUUAUGGAUUAUUUUCGUAAAGCGCAAUCAGAGGAUCCAUCGUUUGUUUACUCAUUGUAGCUUGAUGAUGAUGAUCUUGUUCUGAAUAUGUUCUGGGAUGAUGGCAGGUCAAUCAUUGAUUACAAGUACUUCGGCGAUGUUAUAUGUUUUGAUACAUAUAGAACUAAUGAGUAUGGUCGACCGUUUGCUCCAUUUGUGGGAGUCAAUCAUCUGAAGCAGACAGUGAUCUCUGGGGCAGCAUUACUGUAUGAUGAAACAAUAUCCUCCUUCAAGUGGUUGUUUGAAGCAUUUUUGGGUGCAAUGGCUGGAAAACAACCCAAAACCAUAUUGACAGAUCAAUCAGCUGCUAUGGCCAAAGCAAUUGAAGAGGUAUUUACUGAAACUCAUCAUCGUUUAUGUGUUUGGCAUAUUUAUCAGAAUGCUGCUAAACACUUAAGCCAUGUGUUUCAUGCAUCCGACCAAUUUGCUAGUGAUUUUAGUUCAUGUGUAUAUGACUAUGAAGAUGAAGAUGAAUGGUAUAAAGGUUGGGAUGCUAU
Molecule: messenger RNA, 8012 nt
Organism: Linum trigynum
Lineage: Eukaryota; Viridiplantae; Streptophyta; Magnoliopsida; Malpighiales; Linaceae
Source: the annotation of a GenBank genome assembly